Messenger RNA from Cyprinodon tularosa, 4994 nucleotides. RefSeq names its product Ca++-dependent secretion activator 2 (gene cadps2). The coding region runs from base 336 to 4220 and encodes 1294 amino acids. The transcript has 29 exons. The record is from RefSeq and is a predicted model, not a curated record. NCBI's taxonomy places the organism in Eukaryota, Metazoa, Chordata, Actinopteri, Cyprinodontiformes, Cyprinodontidae. Gene Ontology annotation, cellular component: glutamatergic synapse. Gene Ontology annotation, biological process: dense core granule exocytosis; positive regulation of exocytosis; synaptic vesicle exocytosis.
GAAACAAACAGCUGGAAGCCUCGGAAACGCUCCCUGCGCUUUAAGACUCAGAGUGACACCUCCUGUUUUCGCAUAUCUGUGCCCGCAGCCACAGGUUGCUCACCUGUACCUCCAGCUCCGCGCUGCCAUACCGACACUGUUUCCCGGUGUAAAGGAACGAAGCUCGCGCGGCGGAAAACUCCGCCUGCCUGACGUCACCAGGGACCGCAUUCGGGUCGUGACUCCAAACGCAGCGCUGAUCCCCGCAGCGGAGCGGCGCUGACAGGUGAGGCACCGGCGGAGCGCCACGUCAACCAAAACCAUCCCUGCAGGGCGGCUGGCUGCGCGGCGGAACCAUGCUGGACCCCUCCUCUAGCGAAGACUCGGGCGGAGAGUCCGACCCAGAAGUUACCCGAGAGCCUCUGGAGAAACCCAGCGGCUUCUCGGUGGCAGGGAGGCGGGGAAACAUCGGACGGACUGGCGGCCAGCAGCUGCCGGCUGCCGCGGCUGGAGGGACCCCCGGUAGAGGGGCCAAGGACCCCCCCUCUGCAGGUGACGAUGAGGAGAGGAAGGAGCGCGAGCGCGUUGAGAAGGAGGAGAAGGAGAGGAGGAUCAAGCUGCAGAUCUAUGUGUUUGUUCUGCGCUGCAUUUCCUACCCGUUCAACGCCAAGCAGCCCACCGACAUGGCCCGCAGGCAGCAGAAGGUUAACAAGCAGCAGCUGCAGACAGUCAAGGAGCGCUUCCUGGCCUUUCUCAACGGUGAAACUCAGAUUGUCGCUGAUGAAGCUUUCUGCAAUGCUGUGAGGAGCUACUAUGAGGGCUUCCUAAAGAGUGAGCGAGUUUCCCGAAUGGUUCAAGGCGGCGGCUGCUCAGCCAACGACUUCCGUGAGGUUUUUAAGAAAAACAUCGAGCGCCGGGUGCGCAGCCUUCCAGAGAUCGACGGCCUGAGUAAAGAGACGGUGCUGAGCUCCUGGAUAACCAAGUAUGAUGCCAUCUACCGUGGGGAGGAAGACAUGCGGCGCCAACCACAGCGGUUCCAUCUGAGCGCCGCGUCAGAGCUGAUCCUCAGUAAAGAGCAGCUGUAUGACAUGUUCCAGCAGAUACUGGGCGUCCGCAAGUUUGAGCACCAACUGCUCUACAAUGCCUGUCAGCUCGACAACGUGGAUGAACAAGCUGCUCAGAUCCGCAGAGAGCUGGACGGUCGGUUACAGCUGGCUGAGAAGGUUGCCAAGGAAAGGAGAUUCCCUCGCUUUGUCUCUGCUGACAUGGAGGCUCUGUACGUGGACGAGCUGCGUUCUUCUGUCAACUUGCUGAUGGCUAACCUGGAAAGCCUGCCAGUGUCUAAAGGAGGACCGGACUUCAAGCAGAAACUUAAGCGCUCCUCCAUGAAUAACUCCUUCUUGGAUUUGGGGGAUGAAGGAGACAUCCUGUCCAAAUCGGAUGUUGUGCUGUCCUUUAAUCUGGAGGUUGUUAUCGUUGAGGUCCAGGGGCUGAAGUCUGUGGCUCCAAACCGGAUUGUCUACUGCACCAUGGAGGUGGAGGGGGGGCAGAAGCUGCAGACUGACCAAGCAGAAGCCUCCAGACCACAGUGGGGAACUCAGGGAGACUUCAGCACCCCCCAUCCUCUGCCUCAGGUCAAAGUCAAGCUGUUCACAGAGAGCACCGGAGUCCUGGCUCUGGAGGACAAGGAGCUUGGCAGGGUGGUCCUGAACCCCACCACUGGCGGCCCAAAGCAGGCAGACUUCCACAGGAUGGCGGUCCCUAAGAACAGCCAGGAUGCAGAUCUGAGGAUCAAGCUGGCGGUCCGCAUGGACAAACCCCCCAACAUGAAGCACAGCGGGUACCUGUAUGCUGCUGGGCAGAAAGUCUGGAAACGCUGGAAGAAAAGAUAUUUUGUCCUGGUUCAGGUCAGUCAGUACACGUUUGCGAUGUGCAGCUACAGGGAGAGGAAGGCGGAGCCUCAGGAGCUGAUGCAGCUGGAGGGCUACACUGUGGAUUACUGCGACCCUCAGACAGGACUGCAGGGUGGUCGGAUGUUUUUUAACGCAGUAAAGGAGGGCGACCUGGUGACCUUCGCCUGUGAUGACGAACAGGACCGAGUGCUCUGGGUGCAAGCUAUAUACAGAGCCACCGGCCAGUCGUAUAAACCAACCCCCCCGCUACUCAACAAAACUUCAAACUGCAGAGAAGGAACCAUGAAACCACAAUCCAUCAGUCUGGAUCCAUCUCAGCGUCAGGGUGUGGAGGAUCUGAUUUCUGCAGCGCCCAUCAGCUUUGACCACGCUGCUCUGUUCAGCAUCCUACAGAAACUAACUCUGCAACACCGCAUGAACGACUCCUUCUCCUGCCUGGGUUGGUUUAGUCCCGGCCAGGUGUUUGUCCUGGAUGAGUACUGCGCCCGGUACGGGGUCCGAGGCUGCCACCGCCACCUGAGCUACCUGAGGGACUUGAUGGAGUAUGCGGAGAACAGCGCGCUGGUCGACCCCAUGCUGCUUCACUACAGCUAUGCUUUCUGUGCCUCACAUAUCCAUGGAAACAGGCCUGACGGGACGGGGACAGUCACCGUGGAGGAGAAGGAGCAGUUUGAGGCCGUCAGAAGCCGCCUCAUUCUUUUGUUGGAGAACCAGAUCACUCACUUCAGGUACUGCUUUCCCUUUGGACGACCAGAUGGGGCCUUGAAAGCAACACUUUCGCUUCUGGAACGAGUUCUGAUGAAAGACAUCAGCACAGCUGCUCCAUCAGAGGAGGCAAAGAGACGCGUCCAGAGAUGUUUGGAGAAGGCUGCUCAGAUCAACUACAGUCAGCUGAUGGAUUACGCUCAGAUCCACGUGGAUCCAGAAGAAGCUCCGGAGAAAAGACUGGAGGACAUGCUGAGGCUGGGCGAACUGUGCAUCGAAGUCCUGCAGCAGAAUGAGGAGCAUCAUGCUGAGGCUUUCUCCUGGUGGCCGGAGCUGAUGGCCGAACACGCCGAGACAUUUCUGUCUCUGUACGGAGCCCACAUGGAUUCUGCUCUGCAGGUGCAGCCGGUCGAUUCCUGGAACAGCUUCCCUGUAUUUCAGCUCCUCAACAACUUCCUCCGCUCAGAUCCUCAACUUUGCAACGGACCGUUCCAUAAACACCUGCAGGAUCUGUUUGUGCCUCUGGUGGUGCGCUACAUCGACCUCAUGGAGACGUCCAUCGCCCAGUCCAUCCACCGCGGCUUCGAGCAGGAGACCUGGCAGUCAGUCAGACUGUUAACUAACAAUCUAGCCAACGUUCCUCUCCCUAAAGUCCCCAGCCUUCCCCUCACGCUGCCACAGAUGCCCAGCUUCUCGGUACCUGCCUGGAUGGUACCUCUCUGUGAGAACACCCUGCAAGGAAUAAAUCUACCAGAUAUUUUCAACGGAUCGGCCACCUCCGAGGAUUUAUUCUGGAAGCUGGACGCUCUGCAGAUGUUUGUGAUUGAUCUCCAGUGGCCAGAGCCAGAGUUCGCCAAACAUCUGGAGCAAAGACUCAAACUGAUGGCCAGCGACAUGAUGGACGCCUGCGUCAAACGGACAAAAUCUGCCUUUGAUGCCAGAAUUCAGAAGGCGAGUAAAUCCACGGAUCUGCGGGUGCCGCUGUCAGUCUGCACCAUGUUCAACGUGCUGCUGGAUGCCAGGAAGCAGAGCUCCAAACUCUGUGAGCUGGACUUCAGUCAGGAGAGUGACAUACAAUGGCAUCACUACCAUUCCAGGAUCGAUGUUCUGAUCGACGACACCUUCAAGGAAAUGAUCUCCUCCCUGGUAUCUAAGUUCAUGGCGGUGUUAGACGGCGUCCUCUCCAAGCUCUCCAGGUACGAUGAAGGGACCUUCUUCUCCUCCAUCCUCUCCCUCACAAAACCAGGGAUGGACCUGGCAGACACAUACAUCGUUUUUGUUCGGCAGAACCAGGACAUCCUUCGAGACGGCAUCAACGACGAAGUCUGCAUCGAAAAAGUGUUUGAUCAGUGGUAUUCCAGCUCCAUGAGGGCCGUGUGCGUCUGGCUGACCGACAGGCUGGACCUGCAGCUCCAUGUUUACCAGCUCAAAGUCCUCAUCAAGAUAGUGAAGAAGACGUACCGGGACUUCAGGCUGCAGGGCGUGCUGGACGCCACGCUCAACAACAACAGCUACGAGACCGUGUCCAAGCGGCUGAGGAUGGAGGAGGCCACGGCGGCGGUGAAGGGAGGCGACGGCCUGCAGGGCAUCAGCAUGAGGGACAGUGACGAGGACGACGACUGAAGCUCCUCCCGCUGAACUCCUGAAAACGAAAACACGUUUGACCAUGAGUCCACCCUCAGAGCUGUCAGUCUGAGGUGGAUCUGUUGGUUUUGGCUCUACGUUGAUCUCAGACAUGUAAAGACGGUGAUUCUGUUCAGUUUAACAGUUUGAUUUAUGCUCAGCCAGUUUUCCUCCUUCAAAGAUGCUCAGAGGCUGCGCUGAUGAUGAUCUGCCAGAGCGUCCGGUGGCGGCAGUAUGAUGCUGAGGUGUCCUUUAUCUGGACGCCCCCCCCCCCACACACACACACACACACACACACUUUAGAUCAUCAGAGAGGAUUGGAUCAUCACAGUAACUGACCGUUGGCAAACUUUCAAAAGUCAUUAAAAGGGGGUGGAGAUCAGACCGGGACGCCUUAUCACAGCACCGAUAUCAGAACUGGACCGGUUCCUGGUCAGACGCUGUUUGGUGCAGAAUUGAUUCCAAACUGGAACCAGAACCAGCGUUCUGCUCAAAGGCGUCCCAACCAGCAUCUUUGUUCACUUUAAAACAACCAGAAUUUGUUGGAGUCUGUUUCUGCCCACAAACCACAGCUUUCAUCUUAAUUUGCUUUAAAAACUGUUGGUUCUGGUUCUGAUUCUGGUUCUGAUUCUGGUUCUGAUUCUAAAUGUGUUUGAAUGUCGGUUCCUGUUUCUGGUUGUUUAAUAAAAAUGUGUCUUAAUGAGACGAAGCCAUAAGGAAUCCAGCCAAUAGGAAGACGGUGCAUCAAACAUGAAUAAAGAUGGUUUCAUUUCC